This is a messenger RNA of Merops nubicus (carmine bee-eater), 1135 nucleotides long. RefSeq names its product enoyl-CoA delta isomerase 2 (gene ECI2). The record is from RefSeq and is a predicted model, not a curated record. Bases 56 to 1135 code for a protein of 359 amino acids. Gene Ontology annotation, molecular function: fatty-acyl-CoA binding. NCBI's taxonomy places the organism in Eukaryota, Metazoa, Chordata, Aves, Coraciiformes, Meropidae. The transcript has 9 exons.
GCAAGCAGGAGUUGUCUGCAUUCCAGCAGUUCACCUGCACAGAACUGCAGCCACCAUGCAAAGCAGCCAGCAGGACUUUGAAAAGGCUCAAGAGCAGCUGAAGCUUUUAAAAAAUGAUCCUGGGAAUGAAACGAAGUUGAAGCUCUAUGCUUUGUUCAAACAGGCUACUGAAGGUCCCUGCAAUGCUCCAAAACCAGGGAUGCUGGACUUUGUCAAGAAAGCCAAGUGGGAUGCAUGGAAUUCUCUUGGCAACUUGUCUCAGGAUAAUGCCAGACAGAAAUACACUGAGCUUGUGUCAAGUCUGGUGUCUGCAGAAUCUGCUGACCAGAAGGAGGCUCCCCCUGAGGAGGGCAGACAUGAUGGCUAUGAAACAUUACUAGUUACCACCAAAAACAAUAUCACAAAGAUCAUGUUUAACCGACCUGACAAGAAAAAUGCCAUCAACCAUAAGAUGUACAGAGAAAUUAUCAAAGCACUUGAAGAAGCUGGAAAGAAUGAUUCUACCAUAGCAGUUAUUACUGGAAAUGGAGACUACUAUAGCAGUGGAAAUGAUCUGAAUAAUUUUACUAACAUCCAACCUGGAGACAUGGAGAAGAUGGCAAAGGAUGGAGCAGUGUUACUCAGGGAGUUUGUGGAUCAUUUUAUUGAUUUUCCCAAGCCACUGUUUGCAGUGGUAAACGGCCCAGCUAUUGGGAUCUGUGUGACAGUCCUUGGCUUGUGUGACGUCGUCUAUGCUUCUGACAGGGCUACAUUUCACACCCCAUUUAGUCAACUUGGACAGAGCCCAGAAGGAUGUUCCUCUUACCUGUUUCCAAAAAUCAUGGGUUUAGCCAAGGCAAACGAGAUGUUGCUCUUCAACAAGAAGCUGACUGCAGCAGAGGCCUGUGCCCAGGGGCUCGUGACUGAGGUCUUCCCCGAGAGGACUUUUCAGAAGGAAGUUUGGGCCAGAUUAGAAGCUUAUGCAGCCCUCCCCAAAAAUUGUUUGGCAAUGUCAAAGCAGCUGUUACGAAGUAUGGACAAGGAGAAGCUCCAUGAAGUCAACAGCAGAGAAUGUGAACUCCUGCAGGAGAGGUGGUUAUCUGAUGAGUGUGUAAAUGCUAUUGUCAGCUUCUUUCAGAAGAAAGCAAAGCUCUGA